GAAUGUAGCAACAUCUGCCCCUUCCUGUUGCAUGCAGUGAUGUAGUGCGGAGAGAUCCCAGCACUAGGUGAUGCAGAGCCUACUGUGGUCUCGGGUAAGGGCAGUGCUUCCCAAUUGCCUGGAAGAAUUCCCAGCAGAUGUGUGCCCAGAGGUGGAUGCACCUAUAGCCCACUGUGUGAAGGAGGCCGCUACAUGUAUUUAUAAUGGUGACCUGGCACAGUGCAGGCAACUGGGGGAACUUAUUAUGGACUUCAGCUGGGAGAAACUGAAUGGAUGUAACUGGAGGGAUGUUUCUCGGGACUGGAGGACUGCCUACUCUUAUGGCUGCCUGUUUAAGGUAGUGGGCAUAUGUGGCUGUGCAGAGCUGACGCAGAGGCCGGAGGAGGAGGCCCUGCUGGUAUGUGACAUGGCGCUGCUUCUGGGAGCUGAGAUCAUCAAUAAUGUGAUCAGCAGAAUUAUCACCGUACUGAGAGUGGCACACCACUCUGAAGAAUCACAGGAGAAAACAGGUCCCCCGUCUAAGGGACAGAAGAGACCCAUGGAUGAUGCAGCAAAGGAAUGGGAAAUGGUACCAGAAAAUGGCAAAAUCCCAGAGAAAGUUCCUCGCUCUCUCACCCCCAUCCUGAAUGUAGGCACCACUAUUCCAACUCUCCACUGCCCCUCCCUUGAGCAUUUCAGAAAGAACUUCCUGAUCACACAGAAGCCUGUAAUCUUAGAAGGGGUAAUUGACCACUGGCCAUGCAUGAAGAAGUGGAGCGUGGAAUAUAUACAGCAAGUGGCUGGAUGCCGCACUGUGCCCGUGGAGCUGGGAUCCAGAUACACGGAUGCAGAAUGGUCUCAAAAGCUGAUGACAGUGAAUGAGUUCAUUAAUAAAUACAUACUGGAUCAGCACGCUCGCAUGGGAUAUCUGGCCCAACAUCAACUGUUUGAUCAGAUACAUGAACUGAAGGAGGAUAUUGGUAUUCCCGAAUAUUGUUGCCUCGGUGAAGGAGACGAGGAUGACAUCACUAUUAACGCUUGGUUUGGACCAGCUGGGACAGUGUCCCCUCUUCAUCAAGAUCCUCAGCAGAAUUUCCUAGCUCAGAUUGUAGGAAGAAAGUUUAUCCGCUUGUACUCUGUGAAUGAGACCGAACACCUAUACCCGUUUGAUAGUACCCUCCUUCACAACACCAGUCAGGUUGACGUAGAAAAUCCAGACUUGGAGAAGUUCCCUAUGUUUAAGCAAGCAAUCUAUCAAGAGUGCAUCCUGGGUCCUGGACAGAUCUUAUUCAUCCCGAUGAAAUGGUGGCAUUAUAUCCGAGCUCUAGAUAUCAGCUUUUCCGUUAGUUUUUGGUGGUCCUGACGGUGCAGAGUUUUCAUUUUAGGAGUUAUAAAACAAAUUGACAGGACAUCUCUUUG
Molecule: messenger RNA, 1398 nt
Organism: Nanorana parkeri
Lineage: Eukaryota; Metazoa; Chordata; Amphibia; Anura; Dicroglossidae
Gene: KDM8
Product: lysine demethylase 8
Exons: 8
Coding region: 71-1342 (423 amino acids)
Cellular component (GO): nucleus
Molecular function (GO): histone H3K36 demethylase activity
Source: RefSeq, a predicted model, not a curated record